Messenger RNA from Fusarium pseudograminearum CS3096, 576 nucleotides. RefSeq lists its product as uncharacterized. NCBI's taxonomy places the organism in Eukaryota, Fungi, Ascomycota, Sordariomycetes, Hypocreales, Nectriaceae. The transcript has a single exon. The coding region runs from base 1 to 576 and encodes 191 amino acids. The record is from RefSeq and is a predicted model, not a curated record.
AUGUCGGAGCCAACUUCCGAUGAUAAUUCCACUACCAACCAUGAGAAUACUCCUGCCUCCGGCAGUGCCUCCUCUGCCUCUAGCCACUCGGACUGUAGGUCCUCCACCUCCAGCGGCUCCGGCGAGCUUCCGUCCGACCCAGACGAAUGUCGUCACCUUGGCCAUAUCGAAGCUAUUCCCUUCGGUCACAACUGCAAUGUUCGAAUCAUCCGCCGCGCCCGCGUAGCCUAUGACGAAGAUAACUGGUUCGUUAUGAACUGGAACUUUUACGGCCCCAAAGUCGACAUUUGCUACAGAAUCCCAGGUCCCAAGAACACAUGGAUCGCCAGGAUCAGCAGCCGCGCAAACGAGGAAGAGCUCCUACGCAUUGUCGGGCAUCACUCUUCCCAAGAGCAGAAGAGAUGGGAUCGAGUUCACUACAUCACAUCUGAGAGUCACAUGGGAGAAGACGCCGUGUCGUUCAUCAUCGAGUGUGUCAAGAGGACGGCUACAGGACGGCUCUUUCAUAAAGCUACCGGGCCCGAGAAGAUCCCUGCGCUUCAACAAAGGAUGGGAUUUCAAGUUAUCGAGGUUUAA